Vollenhovia emeryi is the source of this 3489-nucleotide messenger RNA. RefSeq names its product protein Hook homolog (gene hook). Gene Ontology annotation, cellular component: cytoplasm; centrosome. Gene Ontology annotation, molecular function: microtubule binding; dynein light intermediate chain binding. The transcript has a single exon. The coding region runs from base 80 to 2185 and encodes 701 amino acids. Gene Ontology annotation, biological process: cytoskeleton-dependent intracellular transport; cytoplasmic microtubule organization. The record is from RefSeq and is a predicted model, not a curated record. Lineage: Eukaryota; Metazoa; Arthropoda; Insecta; Hymenoptera; Formicidae.
CAUUUGACGAGAGGGUAACGACGAGUUUUCCCCCGGGGGGGUCUACCGGGUCCAGGCGGCGGGGGACAGGGCGAGGAAGAUGGGAGACUAUCGGCAACAGUUGGGCUACCUGAUCAAGUGGCUGGGCACCUUCGACCUGCAGGCGCCGCACGGCACCGCGGACGAGAUCAGCGACGGGGUCGCCCUGGCGGAGGCCCUGGCCAAGAUCGCGCCCGAGUGGUUCACGGCGGUGUGGAAGGCGAAGAUCAAGACCGACGUGGGCGGCAACUGGCGGCUGCGGGUGAGCAACAUGAAGAAGAUCGUGGAGGCCGUGAUGGAGUACUACGUGGAGUGCCUGAACCAGCAGCUGCCCGGCUACGCCAGGCCGGACGCGGCCAAGAUCGGCGGCGAGCACUGCGACAGCGACGAGCUGCACCGGCUGCUGCAGCUGAUCCUCGGCUGCGCCGUCAACUGCGACCAGAAGCAGCAGUACAUCACCCGGAUAAUGGGCAUGGAGGAGACGGUGCAGCGGGCGAUAAUGCAGAGCAUCCAGGAGCUCAACUUCGAGUCGCUGGUGGACGUGCCGGACGACGCCCUGCAACGGCUCCACGCGGAGCUGCAGGCGAUGGCGGCCAUGAAGGACCAGCUGGCGCAGCGCUGCUACGAGCUCGACCAGCAGCUCUCGCUGCUGCAGGAGGAGAAGGUCGCGCUGAUCGUGGAGAACAAGAAGCUGCAGGAGCGGCUGGACGAGUUCGAGAACCCGGAGGAGUCCGGCUCCAUCCUCAAGUAUUCCGGCCUGCGCAAGCAGGUGGAGGCGCUCAAAGACGAGCUGUUCAAGAUGGAGACGUCGAGGGACGACUACAGGCUCAAGGUGGAGCUGCUGGAGAAGGAGGUGCUGGAGCUGCAGUCGCGCCAGGAGGACCUGCAGAAGGCCGCCGACGAGGCGAACCGCUUGAAGGACGAGGUGGACGCCCUCAAGGAGACGACGGACAAAAACGCCAAGUACGAGAUCAUGAUAGAGUCGUACAAGAAGAAGAUGGAGGACAUGAGCGACCUUAAGAGGCAGAUGAAGAUCUUGGAGGAUCAGAACGUCGAGCAUCUGCAGACCAAGUUGGACUACGAGGAAGAGAAGAAGCGCGCGACGAUGCUGCGCAAUCAUCUGGAGGUCUACAAGCAGCAGCUCACCGAGGCCCAUCACAGGCUGGACGAGAAGAGCAACAAGUGCGACCGGCUCGAGUUCGAGGGCAAGAAGAUGGAGGCGAGGCUGGGCGCCAUGCAGCGGGAGAGGGAUCGGCUUGUCAUUGAGCGGGACGCCCUGAAGGAGACGAACGAGGAGCUCAAGUGCACGCAGCUGCAGGCCGCCGAGAACAUGGCGAAGCCCCCCAGCAGCGCCGACAGCGCCGACAGCGCCGGGGUCUCCGGCACGGAGAUGGUCCCGCUCGAGUUCAAGGAGAAAAUGCUCUGCCUGCAGCUCGAGAACAAGAUGCUGAAGAUGAAGCUGACCGGCAGCAACGAGGACAAGCUGCCGAGCGUGCAGGCCUUCCUCGAGGACUCCGAGGAGCGUUUGAACACGCUACGCGGGCAAAAUCGCAAGGCGAAUCAGAGGAUAAUGGAGCUGGAGGCCAAACUGGAGGAGGCCAUGGGCAUUCAGGUGGUCGGCGCUAGCGACAGCAAGAGUGACAACGUGGGCCUGAGUCAGAAGAUGUCGCAGCUGCAGGACGAGCUGCGAAAGGCGCAAGCUGACAGGGAACGGCUGGCGCUGCAGCUCGAGGAGCGCGAGGGCACUCUGCAGACGCAGAAGCAGAAGGCCUUUGCACUUCAGGAGAAGCUCUCGCGGAAGGAGUACGAGAACGCCGCGCUCGAGGAGCGCUACAAGAAGUACAUCGAGAAGGCCAAGAGCGUCAUCAAGAGCCUCGACCCGAAGCAGAGCAGCUCCACGCCGAGCGAGGUCGUCGUGCUGCGCAACCAGCUGGUGGAGCAGCGCAAGGUAAUCGAGGACAUGGAGCGCUCCAUGAAGGAGUCCAGGCUGCUGCGGGAGAUGGAGGACAAGCUGAUGGUCACCGCCUUCUACAGGCUGGGCCUCAACUGUCACAGAGAAGUGAUGGAUCAGCGCCUCGCGACGCUCAGUUCGGGACAGGGUCAAUCUUUUCUAGCCAGACAGAGGCAACCCUCGACGAGACGUUAUCCGCCUUACAACUCGAAAUAAGGACUCGCGCAUGAGCAAGUUGGCUCGACGCUUAAGUAUUAUUACAGGACGAAGUGGUAAACGGUCGUUUGAGGUAAUGUCGUUGACAACGCGAUUGCAAAUGUGACGCCGUACACCACGUAGGUCGUCAACUCAAUCAUGGAUUUGUCCAAAUGACGAUGACUGCCGGUCUAAUAUUCAGCGUUGUCGACUCGUAACACAACAUUGAGGCGUCACAUUUUAUCUCCCCGUUGCGAUUAUCACGAUUGAUUAGAUUUCUGUCGAUGUAGAUACAAUUGAGCCAGAGCAUCCAGAGCAAAGAUAAAUUUCUAUCGUUUCCUAUCAUUUACAUACAAACAAUUUGAUAUUUUAUCAAGUCUUAUGGAGCUGAUAAGCUGAAACACUGUGCCUACAAAUUGUAAGCAAGAGUCCCUCUCAUUUUAACCAUUUUAAUAUCCAGCCAAUCGUUUUGUCCCUCUGUGUGAAAUCGUCAAACGCAAAUCUAAUUCAAUUCUACAAUCCGCGUUUUUAUCCAAACGAUAAUUUUCUAGCUAUUAGAGAUGUGCCAAUACAUGUGUUCCUAUAUCUUUAAUGAGUAUGUAAAAGCAACUAAUUGCACGAUCAUCUCCAACAGCUAGAAAAGUGAACUAAAUGUAUAUUCCCUGUACAUUUGAAAAUUGUAUCUAUAUCGCAAACGUUUACCAUAUUUACUUUAUCUUAAAGGCUCAAAAAAAAAAGAAAAGUAUAUUGAGUAAGUUGUAAAUAAGAUUAUACAUAGAUAUCGAAAUAUUUUGCUUCGUGAUAGGCUGCGUAUUGUGCUAAGUGUCGAUUGGUCUGUAAAAUGAACAAAUUUUAUUCCAUAUAGCGAUAUUUUAAAUCACACUGACGAAGAACAAUUAUUGACUCGAAAAUAUCUACAAAUGUAGAUGCUUAUCUCGAUUGAUUGAUUGGUUGACGCUAAAUGUACAUUCGCAAACAUGAUUUGCUUUGCGCAACAACACAUGAUGAAAGAAAUGAUUGUAAAUAUAAUGUAUAGCGUGCUCUAAAUACAUUUCUUGGAGAAAAAUAUACAUAUAAAUUAUAUAAAUAUCGCAACGUAAAGAACUUGUUCGUAUAUUUAUAUCUUUGUAGCCACGCACGUUAAUAUUGUGUGACUAACAUUAUUUAUUUGAUAUAUAUAUAUAUAUAUAUAAUUUAUGUUACUGCUAUUUUAUUUGUUUUACAAUUUUAUUUUACAUUUCUCCAGUGGAUAUAGCGAUGAAGAACAAUCGGAAAGUUAUGUAUGGAAUGUACAUACAGAGACAAAUAAAUACAUAAAUGCCCUC